AUGAUCGCCGUGCAUGGUUUAAACUAUCGAAGCAAGAAGGAUACCGACCACGCUUGGGAUACGUGGCGAACGCCUGAAGGAUCGUCAGGACAUCUCUGGCUCCGUGAAGACCUCCCCAAAGACCUUCCCGAUUCUCGAGUCUUCCUAUAUGAAUACAAUGCCACAGCCGUGUAUGGAAAAGACCAAAGCACAUUCAUGGACAAAGCGACCGAAUUCCUCGAGGCGAUAAAAGUUGAAAGGGAAGGGUCUGAAUCCAGGCCGAUCAUCUUCUUGGGCCACAGCAUGGGCGGGCUGUUGAUCAAGCAGGCGCUGAUCAACGCACACAACAACCCACUCUACACGCUCAUCAAGGACGCCACCAGUGGGCUCGCUUUCUUUGCCACACCACAUCAUGGCGGCAGCGAGCCGCUAGUCAGCCUUGGGAAAAUAGUUACCAAACUUGCGAAAAUAUCAGGAUUCCAGAAAGGAGAUGAUGUUAUGAACACGUUGAAAGGUGGCAGCAUUUUCUCCGACAUCAUCCAAGAGCACUGGAAAAAUCAGCAGCAGAAUUACGACAUUAUCUCCUUUUGGGGUGGUCUUGAUGAAGUGGUCCCAAAGGAGAGCGCUGUGUUGGGUCUGUCGGGUGACCUUGAGAAAGUCGUGAAACUAAAUGCAAACCACGGCGGAUGCGAAGCAACAUUGUGA
Clonostachys rhizophaga is the source of this 684-nucleotide messenger RNA. Lineage: Eukaryota; Fungi; Ascomycota; Sordariomycetes; Hypocreales; Bionectriaceae. The record is from the annotation of a GenBank genome assembly.